UCGCGCUUUCUAGCUCUGUAGAAUUCUGUACAUUGUGAAAGGGGCUCUCGCAUACUCUGUAUACUCGCAAAAAUGACCUUUUAUUAAAAGUGCACAGGUUUUGGUCACAGGUUCCCCCUGUCAUGAUGAUUUGGUCACCUCCUAUUUCUCCUUCUGUUCUUCCUCUUCCCUCCGUCCCUCUUCUCUACCGUCCCUCUUCUCUACCGUCCCUCUUCUCUACCGUCCCUCUUCUCUACGUCCCUCUUCUCUCCCGUCCCUCUUCUCACCGUCCCUCUUCUCUCCGUCCCUCUUCUCUCCGUCCCUCUUCUCUCCGUCCCUCUUCUCUCCGUCCCUCUUCUCUCCGUCCCUCUUCUCUCCGUCCCUCUUCUCUCCGUCGCUCUUCUCUACCGUCCCUCUUCUCUACCGUCCCUCUUCUCUCCGUCCCUCUUCUCUCCGUCCCUCUUCUCUACCGUCCCUCUUCUCUCCGUCCCUCUUCUCUCCGUCCCUAUUCUCUCCGUCCCUCUUCUCUCCGUCCCUCUUCUCUACCGUCCCUCUUCUCUACCGUCCCUCUUCUCUACCGUCCCUCUUCUCUACCGUCCCUCUUCUCUACCGUCCCUCUUCUCUACCGUCCCUCUUCUCUACCGUCCCUCUUCUCUACCGUCCCUCUUCUCUACCGUCCCUCUUCUCUACCGUCCCUCUUCUCUCCCGUCCCUCUUCUCUCCGUCCCUCUUCUCUCCCGUCCCUCUUCUCUCCCGUCCCUCUUCUCACCGUCCCUCUUCUCUCCGUCCCUCUUCUCUCCGUCCCUCUUCUCUACCAUCCCUCUUCUCUCCGUCCAUGCUUUGAUCUCCUCCACUAUUUUCUUCUCCUCUGUUGUUUUUGCUUUGUUUCUCCCCGUCAUCUUCGUCUUACCACGAAUGUCUCCCUCCUCUUCAUCUCCACCUCCCUCUGUGUUCACUCGUCCUACUCCCUGGUAUUUAUCGCUGCCUUCCUUCCUUCUCCACCCUCCUCUACUCUCUCCUCCUCUUCACCUCUGGCGUCUCCCUUGAAAACGACAGACCGAGAUAGGCGUCUGUUGUCUAUCCAGUGCAGUAGAGUAUGCUGGGUAAUGGCACCCUGCUCGAUGGCUGCCACCCAGGAGUGUACAGUAUGUGUUGCUCUCUCUGCUGGUCUCUGAAGUGAUGCACUAACACAGUCAGCACCAACACACACCAAGGCU
Salvelinus fontinalis (brook trout) is the source of this 1195-nucleotide messenger RNA. Its product is annotated as adhesive plaque matrix protein-like. The record is from RefSeq and is a predicted model, not a curated record. Bases 123 to 1025 code for a protein of 300 amino acids. The transcript has a single exon. Lineage: Eukaryota; Metazoa; Chordata; Actinopteri; Salmoniformes; Salmonidae.